GGGCGACGCAUCUAAAUUACCUUUACCCAUUGGACCGCUUCUGUACGUUUUGUGUCACGUGUUUACGUCCUCAGAGCUGCUGGUUUGGUGGAUAGAAUGAGAGGAACAGCCGGUACCGGCGGAGAGGGAGGCGGCGCGUUCAUGUUACCUCCUGGGACCCCCAGAUGCCCAUGACCAGAGGACAGAGAGUGAUGCAGCCACAGGGGCCUCCAGCCCCCCAGGGAGCUAUGGAGAAGUGGGACCCCAACCCCCAGGGGAAGCCCCCAAUACCCCAUAAGAAACGCAGCUGGUACCUGGCCUGGAAAUACAAGAUGAGCAAUCAGAGAGCAAUACGAAGGAUGUGCCAGACAGCGGCCGUUCUCUUCCUUCUCGUCACCGUCAUUGUGAACAUUAAGCUGAUUCUGGACACGCGGCGAGCAGUGAAUGAGGUCGUGGAGCAGGAUUAUGAGGACGUGGCUCAGAACGUGGAUUUCCCUCAUCGAGGCUCUGGGGGAAAGAAGGUGCUGGACAUAGAAGUUUACUCCAGUCGCUCUAAAGUUUACAUUGCUGUGGAUGGGACGACGGUGCUUGAAGAUGAGGCCAGAGAGCAAGGAAGAGGCAUCCAUGUCAUCAUCCUGAAUCAGGCAACGGGUCACGUUAUGGCUAAGAGGGUGUUUGACACGUACUCCCCACAUGAGGACGAGGCGAUGGUGCUGUUCCUUAACAUGGUCGCCCGAGGCCGCAUUCUUAUCUUCACAGUCAAGGAUGAAGGCUCGUUCCAUCUUAAGGACACGGCCAAGAACUUGUUAAAGAGUUUGGGGAGUCAGAUAGCGCCGAGUCUUGGUUGGAGGGACAUGUGGACAUUUGUAGUGAAAAAAGGAGGGCAGAUCUAUGGAGAGAAGCAUUCCAAGUCUCCAGCUUUGUCUACGUGGGGAGAUCCUGUUCUGCUAAAGACGGACAUCCAGCUGGUUCCUCCUGAAGAUGCGGAAUGUCACUGGCCGGACACAGAGCAAAACCGCCGGAGGAAACGCUUCUGCAGCAAAGUGGAGGGAUACGGCAGUGUGUGCAGCUGCAAGGACCCUACCCCUAUAGAGUUUAACCCCAUGGCCCUUAAAGAUAACAAAGUGAUCAAUGUGCCGGUGGCAGUGAUCGCUGGGAACAGACCGAAUUACCUGUACAGGAUGCUGCGCUCUCUCCUCUCGGCACAAGGCGUCAGUCCCCAGAUGGUCACCGUCUACAUCGAUGGUUACUAUGAGGAGCCGAUGGACGUUGUGGAGCUGUUUGGUCUGAAGGGCAUCCAGCAUACACCCAUAAGCAUAAAGAAUGCCCGCGUGGCGCAGCAUUACAAGGCCAGCCUGACCGCGACCUUCAACCUGCACCCGGAUUCCCGAUUUGCCGUUGUUCUUGAAGAAGACUUGGACAUCUCUGUGGACUUCUUCAGUUUCCUUAGUCAGACCAUCCAUCUCCUGGAGGAGGACGAAAGUCUGUACUGCAUCUCCGCCUGGAAUGAUCAGGGGUACGAGCACACGGCCGAGGACCCUUCCCUCCUUUAUCGGGUGGAGACUAUGCCUGGGCUGGGCUGGGUGCUCAGGAAAAAUCUUUACAAGGAUGAACUGGAGCCAAAAUGGCCAACUCCAGAGAAGCUGUGGGACUGGGAUAUGUGGAUGCGGAUGCCGGAGCAGAGGAAGGGGCGGGAGUGUCUGAUCCCAGACGUGUCCAGAUCCUACCACUUCGGGAUCGUUGGCCUGAAUAUGAACGGAUAUUUCCACGAAGCUUAUUUUAAAAAACACAAGUUCAACACCGUCCCGAAUGUUCAGCUCUACAACGUUGAAAGCCUAAGAAAGGACGCAUAUGAGAUAGAAGUGCAUCGGCUCCUCAGUCAGGCGGAGGUGCUGGAUCACUCCAGGAAUCCCUGUGAAGAUUCCUCCGUCCCCGACACUGAAGGGAAAACCUACGUCCUGUACAUCCGCAUGGAGCAGGAGAACGACUUCACCACAUGGUCUCAGCUGGCGAAGUGCCUCCACAUUUGGGACCUUGAUGUUAGAGGAAACCAUAAGGGACUUUGGCGUCUUUUCCGCAAGAAGAACCAUUACCUGGUGGUCGGGUUCCCUUCUUCUCCGUACUCGAGUAAGAAGCCUCCGUCCCUGACCCCCAUCUACCUGGAGCCUCCACCCAAAGAAGACGCUGGAGCCGACCAGUCCUGACACUUGUUCUUCAGCUCUCAUGUCCUGGCGCUAUUCUGGAGGACCCUUUUCAUGUUGUGGUGCCAUUCUGGAGGACCCUCCUGUGUCAUGGUGCCUUUCUGGAGGAUCCUUUCAUGUUGUGGCGCUAUUCUCGAGGACCCUCCCAUGUCAUGGCGCUAUUCUCGAGGACCCUCCCAUGUCGUGGCACCAUUUUCGUGUAAUUCCUGCACGUUUUACUGAGCGGUUCUGGUUGUAGCGUUCUGUACUUUGAUGAAUUCUGUUUUUGGGUUUAUCCACUGGAAUAUGUGGUGUCUGGCAGAAAAUGGCGGCGCUGCACUCGUCCGCUGCCGCCGUCGCACUGAUCAGUGAUGAGCGGUUCGGACUGAACCUGAGGGAGUUUCUAACCUCAUUUUAUGGAUUUUCUUUUUGGUGUGAAAUUAUUUAUUGAUAAACGGCCUGAUUGUCCGUGGCUGAUGAUGAUGAUGAUGAUGAUGAGUGGUAGGCCGCAUUUUGUGACGAGUGGUUGGCCGCAUUUGCUGCUGAUGAUGAGCGGUCGGCCACGUCUUGUGAUGAUGAGUGGUCGGCCGCGUAUGAUGAUGAUGAUGAUGAUGAUGAGUGGUCGGCCGCGUAUGAUGAUGAUGAUGAUGAUGAGCGGUCGGCCGCGUAUGAUGAUGAUGAUGAGCGGUCGGCCGCGUAUGAUGAUGAUGAGCGGUCAGCCGCGUAUGAUGAUGAUGAUGAGCGGUCGGCCCGUAUCUGCUGCUGAUGAUGAUGAUGAGUGGUCGGCUGCAUCUGAUAAGCGGUUGGGUGCAUCUGAUGAGUGGUUGGCUGUGUCUUAUGAUGAUGAGCGGUCAGCCGUGUCUGAUGAGUAUUCAGCUGCAUGUGAUGAUGAGUGGACGGCCGCAUAUAAUGAGCGGUCGGCCGCAUAUAAUGAUGCCGAGUGGUCGGCCUCAUCCUGGUUGGCUGCUGAUGAUGAGAGGUCGGCCGUGUCUGAUGAUGAUGAACGGUCGGCCGCGGAUGUUGGUGGUGGUGAUGAUGAUGAUGAGUGGUCGGCCGUGUCAGGUGGUGGUGAUGAUGAGCGGUCGACUGUGUCUGGUGGUGAUGAUGAUGAGUGGUCGGCCGCCGCUGAUGGUGGGUGGUGGAGGUGGUGGUGAUGAUGAUCGGUCGGCCGUGUCUGGUGGUGAUGAUGAGCGUUCAGCCGCAUCUGAUGAUGACUAGGAGCGAUUGGCCACAUCUUGUCCACAGCUGGUCUGCCGUUGCCUGCCUAUGAUCGGUGAUGACCUUCAGUGCCUUAUUGCUGUCAGUCAGAUGGCAUGGGCAGGUGGCCACAUGGUCCUAGUCCUGGAGGGAUGACUUAUGAUCUGGACAUCCCCGCCUCUGCUCUCCGUCAACCGCUCACGUCUUGUGAUGUGACCAGGAUCCAUAUUCAUCCAGCCCGAGGAUUGUGCAGCUGCUCAUUCGGCUUUAUUCACACCAGGCAGAUGUGAACAGAACACAAUACAAUAAGAUUUUUGCUGUGAUCAGAGGUAAGGACGCAUCGCAGUUUACAGGACUAGAGCCUCAGAGGGGGAGGAGCAUAUCCCGGCCUGCCUCCUCCUGCUGACAUCAUGUUUGUGUGACUCAAUAAAAUCCACCAAUGACUUUC
Hyla sarda is the source of this 3804-nucleotide messenger RNA. RefSeq names its product protein O-linked mannose N-acetylglucosaminyltransferase 1 (beta 1,2-) (gene POMGNT1). Gene Ontology annotation, biological process: protein O-linked glycosylation via N-acetylgalactosamine. Gene Ontology annotation, cellular component: Golgi membrane. The transcript has 22 exons. NCBI's taxonomy places the organism in Eukaryota, Metazoa, Chordata, Amphibia, Anura, Hylidae. Gene Ontology annotation, molecular function: beta-1,3-galactosyl-O-glycosyl-glycoprotein beta-1,3-N-acetylglucosaminyltransferase activity. Bases 165 to 2183 code for a protein of 672 amino acids. The record is from RefSeq and is a predicted model, not a curated record.